AUGGAGCGUCCAGUUUGGUUUAGAUGGUUGCGCGUCUAUGCAAUUGGAUUUGGAAUUAUUGGUGCAGGCGUCCUGCUAUUUAAGUACACGACUCCGACAGAUGAAGAGCUCAUUGCCGCGCUUUCCCCAGAGUUGAGACAACAAUACGAGCGUGAACGUAAGCUACGCCAGGCGGAGCAGCAGGAGCUUAUGAGGAUUGUCAAACAAACAGCUGCAAGUGAAACUCCUGUUUGGAAUACUGGACCUAUUAAGUCUCCUUGGGAGCGGAAAGGUGUUUCCGCUGAAAGCAGAGAGCAGUUCCAGCAGGUGAAGGCAGAGCAAGUUCAACGAGAAGAAUUACAGAGGAUUAGGGAGGAGCUUGAGACCAUCAGGCAGCAAAGCGCAAAUAAGACACAGGAAAUAGCAAGUAAGAAGAGUUGGUGGCCAUGGUGA
Molecule: messenger RNA, 432 nt
Organism: Eremothecium gossypii ATCC 10895
Lineage: Eukaryota; Fungi; Ascomycota; Saccharomycetes; Saccharomycetales; Saccharomycetaceae
Gene: CBP4
Product: Cbp4p
Exons: 1
Coding region: 1-432 (143 amino acids)
Biological process (GO): mitochondrial respiratory chain complex III assembly
Cellular component (GO): mitochondrial membrane
Source: RefSeq, marked provisional